Molecule: messenger RNA, 1548 nt
Organism: Trypanosoma conorhini
Lineage: Eukaryota; Euglenozoa; Kinetoplastea; Trypanosomatida; Trypanosomatidae
Exons: 1
Coding region: 1-1548 (515 amino acids)
Source: RefSeq, a predicted model, not a curated record
AUGUGGAGACGCAGCUGCCUCUACGUCGCAUCGUCGGGCUGCUGGGGACGGCUGCGGAGUGCCGUGCGGUGGACGUCGCUGUCGCACGCGCCGCGCCGGCGCCGAGGCAGUCAAAGCCUGCGUGAAGCGGCUUCGUUGAGGUUCCUCAGCACCUGUGCCUCGGCGCCGGUUUGGCAGCGCAUCGUUGCGAGCAUUCAAGAGGCGGCAGAGAAGGUAGAUGACAUGGAGCCGUGGUGGCGAUUUUGUCGACUGUGGCGCAUGCACUUUCCGCAAACGGCGCCAGACGAUCUCCCGCGGAUGUUGGAGGACGAGCUCCUCCUGAGCGGCACGCAGAACGGGGCGGACGAACGGGAGGAGGGCGACGACGCCACGGAGCGUGUCCCGCAUGACUUGCAUUGCCUUCCGGCUUUUUUGCAAGCUGUGUGUGCGGCGGUGCAGUUGGGGGAGGCGCGUCUGCGCCUGUCUGCUGCUGCCGCAGAGGGAAGCUCAGGCGCAGAGAACGCGUUGCUCGCCGCCGUCCUUGUAGAGCUUCGCGUAGUGGCUUUCUACCUGGCGCAGGAGCGAUUGCCACACACCCUUCACGCCGCACGCGACCGCCUGGCGGAGGCUGCCCAUGCAAAGGCCGAACACAGCACGAAAGAUCUUGCGCUGAGCACUGCGCCCUUUGCUUCUCGCGACGCCGAGCGCGUGCGCCAGAUGGGCGUCCGGCUCACACCGGAGGAAUUGCAGCAGGCCGUUGUUCUGGCCGACACAAGUGCUGCGCUGUUGGCGCUAUCUCCGCCUGUGACGCUCUUGCCAUCUCUGUACCGUCUGCUGCUCCCCGCCCUGGGUGCAUGCGAACAGCUGGAGAGCCAUCAACUUGGCGCGCUUGCCACCGCGGUUGCUCGGGCCGCGGAUUUCGAUGAUCCCAACGGCGGCAAGGAAGUCUCCGCCUGUACCGCCACUGCCGAAACGGCUGGCGUCGGCGGCGAGGCCCUGCGGCCAGCCAUGACGUCCUACACUGUGCUCUCGCACCUGCACGCCGUCGCUCGGGCGUUGGAGGUGCGCAUGCGGGCGUCCAUGCAGCAAGGUGCGUCCACAGGAGAGAAGUCGGGGUAUUCCUCCACUUGCCAGGCCCAGCUGCGGUUGCUUUCGCUAAAGCAGCGUAAGGCGUUGGAGAGGCAGCGCGCGAUGGAGCGUGAGCGGGUUGGUGGCGGGGGUGCUGCCGAUACGGUGCCGUUAGAGACGGUGGGGGUGGUGUGCAGUGCCCUCGCCGCGCGGCGCUACACCGAUGAUCAUUUCUGGAAGGCUGUGACCGACUACACGGUCGCCGCUCUGCAGGCAUCGGUUUCUUCCUCCUCCGCUUCCGCGCUCCGCCCCGGUCUCGUACAAGACGUGCGCGACAUUUUGUUUGCGCUGGACCAUGUCCACCACACGGUUCACUUUGACUGCGUGAUGUCACUGCUGGUGAAGCUGCGUCUGCUGGAGGAGCCGAUUCCGCCCCCGUCGGCGCUGCAGAAUGCCAUGAAGGCGGUGAAGGGACGGACUGCGGAAACUUUUCACCGGUAA